Molecule: messenger RNA, 1256 nt
Organism: Thalassophryne amazonica
Lineage: Eukaryota; Metazoa; Chordata; Actinopteri; Batrachoidiformes; Batrachoididae
Gene: mmp23bb
Product: matrix metallopeptidase 23bb
Exons: 8
Coding region: 1-1101 (366 amino acids)
Biological process (GO): extracellular matrix organization; proteolysis; collagen catabolic process
Cellular component (GO): extracellular matrix
Molecular function (GO): metalloendopeptidase activity; zinc ion binding
Source: RefSeq, a predicted model, not a curated record
AUGUGUUCACGGUGGCGAGUCACGCAGACCCAGAAAGAAGUGAAGCUGAGGUCACCUUGGCUCUUUAAACUGGAUGAGCUCAGACUGAGCACAUCCGUUGCUGGCUGCAGUGGGACAGAGCCGUUGGGAUCGCGGAGCAAACGCUACGCCAUCAACCCUCUGGGACAGAAGUGGACACAUCAUAACAUCACCUACAGGAUCACACACUUCUCAAACACUCUGAACGUGGCGGACACAAGGAAGGCCAUCAGCAUCGCCUUCACCAAGUGGAGCGACGUCUCCCCGCUCACCUUCACCGAGGUCACCGAAGGCAGUGCCUCUGCUGACAUCACCAUCGGUUUCUACACCUUCAACCACACUGACUGCUGGGGGUCUCCUCUGCACCCCUGUUUCGACGGGCUGAACGGGGAGCUGGCUCAUGCCUUCCUGCCCCCCCGUGGGGAGAUUCACUUUGACAACCAUGAGUUCUGGAUCCUCGGCAAGUCCAGGUUCAGCUGGAAGCAAGGAGUCUGGCUCAACGACCUGGUUCAGGUGGCUGCUCAUGAAAUCGGCCACGCUUUAGGUCUUUGGCACUCUAGAGACCCUCAGGCCCUGAUGCACCCCAAUGCCACCUACACGGGUCAGAGGAACAUCGCCCAGGAUGACGUGUGGGGCAUCCAGCAGCUCUACGGCUGUCUGGAUAAAAAACGGGUUUGUGAUCCGUGGGCUCGCCUCGGGUUCUGUGAGAGGAGGAAGUCCUUCAUGAAGAAGAACUGUCCUCAGCGCUGUGACCUUUGCUACGAGCCCCUGGAAAUGGUUGCUACACCAACGCCACCUCCGUCCAAUGUCAAGGUCAAGAUGGUUCCCCGAGGAAAGGUGGUGGGCUUCCGCUGUGGAACCAAACACUCCAGGUCCCCACCAAAAGUGAGCUGGUACAAGGAUGGCGAGCAGAUCCUGACCUCCGUCCCCGGCUACAUCAUCAUCAAAGACCAAGACCUCCGGAUUCUUGCCAAUGAGUUCAACGAGGGUGUUUACACAUGCCGCGUCCAUCGUCUUGGAGACGUGGUGUCUGCCAACUCCUGGUCCAUCCGCCUGAAACCUGAACAGUCGUCCAACAGUUGAACCCGACCGGGACAACGUGAGGAGGGACGGACAGCAAAGUGUCUUCAGGCGGUGCCGGAGCCUUCAGCUGGACCAAACCUGCUCCUGGUGUUCACGAGUGGUUGUUGGUGCUCGUGGGUUUGAUCCUGGAACAGGAGCUCUGGAGCCACAGCAGA